Puccinia triticina is the source of this 4221-nucleotide messenger RNA. RefSeq lists its product as uncharacterized. Bases 1 to 4221 code for a protein of 1406 amino acids. Gene Ontology annotation, cellular component: elongator holoenzyme complex; cytosol. The transcript has 18 exons. Gene Ontology annotation, molecular function: tRNA binding; protein binding. The record is from RefSeq and is a predicted model, not a curated record. Gene Ontology annotation, biological process: tRNA wobble base 5-methoxycarbonylmethyl-2-thiouridinylation. NCBI's taxonomy places the organism in Eukaryota, Fungi, Basidiomycota, Pucciniomycetes, Pucciniales, Pucciniaceae.
AUGAAGUCUCUAGUCCACCUUUCAAGCUCCAUCGUCCAUCCGGAUAUCAGCGGCUCAAGCUCAACUAAACUCUGUCUGAAUCCGGACGACGGGGUGCUCUAUGCCGCUGCAAUCGAUCCCAUUGUUGGCGUGGUUUCGGUUUGGUAUAUUGCUCUCUCGAGCGCAAACGAACACGAAUGUCGGUUGUUCGCAACUCUAACGCUACCAUCAACGCCCGAUCAAGGCGGAUCGCCAACUCUCAUUGACAUUAAAGCCUUGCCAGAAUCCUGUCAGCUUUGUCUGAUCACCUCUGACGGCCAGAUCUCAGUUUGCAGUAUUGAGGAUCAGGGUGCGGGUACCGAUGUCUCCUUGGCCCAGUUCGAUAAUAUUGGUACAUUCGAAGAUGGCAUUCGGUCGGUUUCUUGGAGUCCUGACGAUGAGCUCUUGGUCAUCAUCACCUAUUCGGACAAGCUGGUGAUCCUUACCAAGACUUUCGACGUCCUUUGCGAGUCGCAGAUUGAAUAUGGUCGCUUUGGAGAUGACCAGCCGAUUAGUUUGGGCUGGGGAACAAAAGCAACACAGUUCCACGGCUCUCUCGGGAAAUCGGCCGCGCAGGCAUCACAGACGCCCGUUCCUUCAAACAAUAUACAAAGCCACGAGAACUCGUCGGAUGCUUACGAAAUUAGUUGGCGAGGAGAUGGCGCCUUUUUCGCAAUCACUUGUCCUGCAAGAAAAUCGGACAAUAAUUCCACUCUGCGACUGGUAAAGGUUUACUCCCGGGCAGGAGCUCUAUCUUCUUCUUCGGAAGCUAUUCCCAACUCUCAACUAGGCGAUAAAAUCGCUUGGAGACCCGAAGGCUCAAUCAUUGCAUCCAGUGUUCGAGAUUUACAAAAGGAGCGGUUAAAUGUUAUAUUUUUUGAAAGAAAUGGUCUUCAACGGUAUGGGUUUGAUCUGAAUGAGAUAGACUCAAUUGUCAAUAUCUGGGGGCUGGCUUGGAAUUCCGAUUCAUCCAUCCUGGCAGUUGGUAUUGAGAAGCGAGGCCAGAGUAACACUGCCGAAUCCCCCCAACAUACCAAUUAUGCCGUGCAGCUUUGGACGAGGAAUAACUACCAUUGGUACUUGAAACACGAGAUCCAAUUAGAUUUAUCUGUCAAAUCGGCCACCGACUCAUCCCCGUCAAUGAUGUGGCAUCCUGAGUUACCCCUUUGCCUCUAUCUUAGUCUACGAGGAGGUUUUGUCGAGAUGCGAAAAUUUGCAUGGGAGGCAUUGGUCGACCCAAAGCCAAAACCUGACGACACAGGCUCGGUUGCGGUCAUUGAUGGAUACCAGAUUCUUUUGACCCCAUUUAGAUACCAAGUCGUGCCACCUCCUAUGUCGACUUUCCAGCUAUCUACUCAAACAUUCCCGCCUGCAGCCCACCCCAGGAUCCCAACUCACGUGGCGUUCAGUCCCCGCUCACACCUACUCUGUGCUCUCUUUCCAAGUGGAGUGGUUAGCUGUUACCUCUGGCAGCUAUCUUCGACCAGACCUCCCAGAAUAUCACUACCCAGACCAACCGAGGGCAUAAGCUUCAAUCUCAGAUCUUCUUUUCCAACACGCGUUCUAUGUCGGCAAAUCACAAUUAUGGACACAACAGAUGUCCAGCAGAAUGGGCACGACCAGGUGUCCGUCUUGGUCAUCCUUUUCUCAGAGAUUGAUCAGGAAAACAAUGUUCGAGAUGGGGUACACAUCCAGAGAGUUGAGAAUAAAGCAUCUACACAAGAGACACUUGCAAUUUUAGACGAAGAGAAAUCUACCCGCUUUUACGCAUCGGCAGGUCAAGAGUGGUGGAAGAUCUUUACAUGCGGACAAGACGGAUGUGCAUACGUUCAAACAAACAAAGGACUCAUCAAACAAGUUUCUUACGAACAUAAUGGUCCUUCGAGCCAUUUUCAUAUUGCAGACCUUCCAUUCCAACUUGCUGAAUUUUGCCCGUUCCUCCAGUGCAUCCAACCAGCGACAAUAUCUUCUCGUGGCAGCAAGCUCAACUGUGCUCUUGGUCUGACGGCGUCUGGGAAGCUUUACCUCAACCAGGAGGUCGUGGCAAACGACUGCUCAUCUUUCACGACUGAUCUGGACUACCUCAUUUAUACUACGUUUUCACACCAGCUUAAAUUCAUAGAACUAUCUGGGCUCUUUGCCAGCGAUAGAAGCCCAUCUGCGGCUAUCGAGCCAGCUAUGGUGCAGAUGGAACCCGCUCGGUUCAAUCCCAGUAUGGUCCGAGCCGUCGAGAGAGGAUCCAUUAUUGUUUCAAGCGUACCUAGCUCGAUGAAAGUGAUUCUCCAAAUGCCCCGGGGGAACAUAGAAGCGAUUCACCCAAGACCGAUGGUACUACGCUCGAUCUGUUUGGAUUUCUUGAAAAACGGCAGAUGGAAGGAGGCGUUCAUUCAAUGUCGAAUGCAUAAGAUCGAUUUCAACCUAUUAGUCGAUUUCGAUAGGAGCAAGUUCAUCGAGGAUGGAAUCUCUGGGUUGGUUGCUCAAGUCGACAAUAACGAACAUUUUGGCCUUUUCUUGAGUAGUCUCAAACCGACCGAUGUCUCCACUGAACUGUAUCCAAUUACUAAAAAUUGGAAAUCUUCCGACUUGAAGGAUCUACCAAACACGAUUACCGACGACCAAAAAAUUAACACCGUAUGCGACCUCAUGGUCGAGCAGUUGAUGAAAAAGCAAGUUCAGUGGGGCUAUAUCAACAGUAUACUGACAGCGAUGGUUUGCAAAAAACCGCCGGACUACAAAUCUGCCCUUGGUCUCUUGACUCCAUUGAAGUCCGACUUUCCUGAGAAGGUUGAAGAUGCAAUCAAGUAUAUGAUCUUCUUGAGUGAUGUCAAUGAGUUGUACAAAUUUGCGCUAUCAAUGUAUGACUUGUCUCUGGUGAUUCUUAUCGCUCAACACUCUCAAAAGGAUCCCAAGGAGUACUUACCCUUCUUACAAAGCCUUCGAGAUCUCGAUCUCAAUAUGCGCAAGUUUAAAAUCGAUGAGCACUUGGGGAAUUACUCGUCUGGCUUGAAACAUCUAUCAGCAGCGGAAGAUGUACCGUUCGCCGCAGUAGUUCGAUACACUAAAUUACACUCGCUUUACUCUCAGGCACUUGAAAUUUACUCCAAGGAUUUAGAGAAGACUAAGACUCUCAGGAGCAUUCAGGCAGAAUGGCUCAUGGAGAUCAACAAGCCAUUUGAGGCAGGACUGGCAUUCACGCUGGCUGGCGAAGUUGAAAAGGCCGUCGAGGGAUAUAAACAAGCGGAAGCAUGGCAGGAGAUGUUUGCCUUGAUCAUUCAACACCCUGAUGCAUUUGACCUUCUCGAAAACGCGAAGGAUAUGGCCAGCCGUUUGAGCGCUUCCGGUAGAUACACGGAAGCUGCGACGAUCUUCCUCGAGUUUGCAGACAAUGUGGACUACGCUAUAUCUGCCUUGUGUGAUAGUCAAGCCUUUUCACAAGCAAUCCGUACAGCACUCUCAAAAUCCCGGUCAGCCCUAAUCACUGAGGCAAUCUUACCAGCAGCAGAGGAAUUCUCCCAAAGCUUCUUGGAAGAGCUGGAUCAAUUGCAGGAAGAUUUAACCAAGCAGGUCGAGCGCCUAGAUGAGCUCAAACUCGCGCGUGAAACAAACCCGGAUCUAUUCUUCCUCAGCCAGAAGGACGGAGAAGAAGCAAACGAUGCACUCGAAGGUGUUGACGCAAUGACCGAGGCCACCACUAUCUUCCGGACCGACUAUUCACGAUAUACCCAAGGCAUCCAGCCGUCAGGCCAGUCAGCCAUGUCGAGUCGUUCAGGGCGUUCUUCUGUUAAGUCUUCCAAGAUGAAGAAGAAAGAAGCCAAGAAAAAAGCAGCGGGCAAGAAGGGCAGCAUUUAUGAGGAAGAGUAUCUGCUCAACACUCUGGUCAAAGUAUGCAUUCAGAAACUACCGACUGUCCAGAAUACCGUGGGCAGUUUACUACCAGCGUUGGUACAGCUCAUGUCGUUCAGCCCCUCCUCGGCGACCCAACUACUGGAGACGGCACGAAAGAUACAGCGGAAGUUGGAAGUUUUCCAGGCCAAUCUGGCGGGCCAAGUGCAGAGGAUAUGGGACCAACGCGAGCCGAAGGAACCAGACGAGGUCGACCCGAGCCCUGCACCUGCUGCUCCCCUGAGGCCUCCUUUAUCUGCCGUUACUGUGCCUAGACCGGUGGUCCCUGACUCUUUGGCUUGGAAACUUACUAUAAUAUGA